Messenger RNA from Phytophthora sojae, 736 nucleotides. RefSeq lists its product as hypothetical. Bases 1 to 648 code for a protein of 215 amino acids. Gene Ontology annotation, molecular function: 6,7-dimethyl-8-ribityllumazine synthase activity. The record is from RefSeq and is a predicted model, not a curated record. Gene Ontology annotation, biological process: riboflavin biosynthetic process. Gene Ontology annotation, cellular component: riboflavin synthase complex; intracellular anatomical structure. Lineage: Eukaryota; Oomycota; Peronosporomycetes; Peronosporales; Peronosporaceae. The transcript has a single exon.
AUGGCCGGAGCUAUCAAGCAGCACGCGCUGUCGGCGCUGAGCAGCCGCAAGACGGACGGCAAGGGCCUGCGCGUGGCUAUUGUGCACGCCAAGUGGAACGCCGAGGUGGUGAACUCGCUCGUGUCGGCCGCCAAGGCGGAGCUGCUGAGCGCGGGCGUGGCCGAGAGCGACGUGGUCAUCGCGGACGUGUCGGGCGCCUACGAGCUGCCGUACGCCGCCAGCCGCCUCAUCGCGUCGCAGAAGCUGGACGCCGUCAUCUGCAUUGGCACCCUCAUUAAGGGGGACACCAUGCACUUCGAGUACAUCUGCGAGGCCGUGUCCCAGGGCAUCAUGCGCGUGCAGCUGGACACGGGCGUGCCCGUGCUCUUCGGCGUGCUCACGGUGCUCAACGAGCAGCAGGCCAAGGACCGCGCCGGACUCUCGGACAAGGGCCACAACCACGGCACCGAGUGGGCGCAGACCGCCGUCGAGAUGGCGCGCCUGCGCGAGGCCACGCUCAAGGGCGGCUGCCCCAUGCGCCCCCACGAGCACCUGCCGUACCACAGCCUGACGAACUGCCCAUUCUUCACGGUCUCGACGUGGCUGCACAUCGCCACGCUCGGCGCGCUCGGCUUCGUGGCUGCUUCGGUCGCCAAGAAGCUCGCGUAGGUCACAGGCAUGCACAAGACAUAGCGUAGCGUAGCGAAGAGUAGAAGCACUCACAGACCUGAAUUUGACAAACAAGUUCUCCUCUCUU